AUGGAAGUGAAAUCAUUGAAAAAAGAUGAUGCCGGACUCUACAAAUGCUCAUUCAGCUCAGCUACUGGUACAAAGUAUGCUCGAUACGUUAAACUGUUAGUAUCAGAUUUCGUUCCGUACUUCAACCGUGAUGGCUUACUUAUAAAAGGCCUAAAAGAUGAAGAUUGGACCAACGUUGAGUUAGAAGCCGCUAUUGAACCACACUCGUCCAAUGUGCUUUUACCAGGUUUGAUCUUCUUUGUUAGAAGUAAAAACACUAAUGGCAGUGAAAGCGGUGGUUCUUACAUGGGACUAUGUUUGAAUAAUAGAAAGCUUGUGUUUUUCUAUGACGUUGGCCAAGGACCAGUGGAAAUCGAGAGUCCAGUUUCUAUUCAGUUGAAACAAUGGCAUCGUGUUCAGAUGAGGAAAAAUUCGGAAGGAAGUAGUUUGAGAAUGAACAUGAAUGACUACGAUAUGGAACGAAGUUAUGAUAACGAAACGUUUCAUUUUGAUUCCGCUAAAGAUCUCUUCGUAGCUGGUUUACCCCAGCCGAGCGUCCUUCAACCAGGCUGCCUUUCGCAGAAAUAUAAGGGCACUAUCAACUACCUGGCAAUAAACAAAAAUUUGGUCGAUUUAGCCUCAAAGGAUGUAGUGAAACAAGGAACGGUUGAACAAAGUAAUACUUGCUUAUCACCGUAUCGUUGUCUGCACAAUGGCCACUGCGUCCCAGCAAAUAACCUCCGAGGGUUCUAUUGCGACUGUUCAGCAACUCUUGGAUACACUGGCGACUUCUGCGAACGUUACUCUAAUGAGUGUAACGGAGAUACAUGCCAUGCUGGGUUCUGUGCACGCUACGAAGACCGUCAACAGUGCCUCUGUCCAUACGGUUAUGUAGGUCGACGUUGUGAAAAAAUGUUGCACCUUCCAAGUCCAUCAUCCUACCAAUUUAAUGGAAAGACUUCAUUUAUUGCUAUCCGAAUACCCAUCAGUAUGAGGAGGCUAACGUUACGGAUUUCACUUACUCCUAAACGGAAGAAGAGUCAACUUUUAGUUUAUGUAGCAUCAGGAUAUGACCCAAUAAGAUCAAAAUUUUUGGCACUAACCAUACGAAACGGGAAAUUUGUUCUUGUAUACAAUAAUGAUUUAGGAAGCUGCGAAAUUGAUGGGGGGAAUUUCCGGGAAGGAAAAGCCUAUGAACUGGUGCUGAAAAGGCUUGAACAGCGAACUGAGAUGUCGGUUAAUAAUCGCAGUUUUGUUAGCGAAGUAAAACUUGAGGCUUUUCAAGUUGGAACUGAAUUAUUUAUUGGCGGACUGGCACCAGGAAUCGCUCCAAACGUUAAACUCGAUGUUUUCAGCUAUUUCGAGGGUUGCAUUCACAACAUUGAACUUAAUGGUGUUCAAAUAUUUCUAAACAAAGGAAUGUUAGUCACUUCCGGAGGAAUAUCAGACUGUGAGCUCAACUGGCUUCCUCCGACAAGAAAGCCAAUAAGAGUUACGAGACCGACAUCACCAACGACAACUACAACUCCUGCUUCUUCAACUGUUCCAAGUACAGAAGGGAAAGAAGAUUUUUAUAAAUUAAUAAGUGUUAGACAUACGGUAAGUACAAAAUUUUUUAAAGAAAAACCUCUGGUUUGCCAGCCGAAUACAUGUGGCAAAAAUGGUAUCUGUGAAACACUCAAUUCAACGCAUUUCAAAUGUACCUGUAAACCUUUCUACGGCGGAUCUAAUUGCAAAAAAUUUAAACUGAUUGAACAUUCUGCGUUAUUCAACGGAAAAGCUUAUAUUAUUUUUGCCUCUGACAGAUUUGCGCAUAAUAACUCUGAGGUUAUAUUUUGGCAAGGACAGUCGUCAGAAGUACCGUUGGCUGAAGAAGAUUAUAUCUCUAUUGGUGUUGAAGAUGGACACAUAGUCUAUUCGUAUAAUCUGGGUGGAGGACCAGCAAAAAUUGAAAGUAAGGGGCUAGUAAAUGACAGUAAACAGCACAUGUUGCGAGUAACUCGAGUUGGUCGUAUUGGAAGUCUAAAAUUGGAUAAUCAAGAAGUGGUUAUUGGUUCAGCACCUGGAAUUUUUUCGAUGUUAAACGUACCAGGACAUGUUUAUUUGGGCGGUUUACCGGACUUGGAAAAAAUGACUGCCGGAUUGCAUAAGCAUAAUUUUGUUGGUUGUGUUGCGGAUGUGAAAUUAAAUGGUGUUCUGUUGGAUCUUUCUGUUGAUGCACUGGAUGGUCGCGCUGUGAGACCUUGUGAAGAAUGGGUUAAGAAUAAAACGUAUAUCAAGAGUGCAUAUAAUGAUGGUACUCUAUGGUAG
Enterobius vermicularis (human pinworm) is the source of this 2289-nucleotide messenger RNA. Lineage: Eukaryota; Metazoa; Nematoda; Chromadorea; Rhabditida; Oxyuridae. The record is from the annotation of a GenBank genome assembly.